Molecule: messenger RNA, 2051 nt
Organism: Acyrthosiphon pisum (pea aphid)
Lineage: Eukaryota; Metazoa; Arthropoda; Insecta; Hemiptera; Aphididae
Exons: 4
Coding region: 1638-2051 (137 amino acids)
Source: RefSeq, a predicted model, not a curated record
AGAGGAGCUCAAUCCAACGAUUUAAAAACUGCGUUCCGUGAGCGCAAUUACUCAACACGGACCCGUGGGUUUUGCAAAAAAAAAAAUAAAAAUAGUAGGGGAGCUACUGUUUGACUCCGUUGUCAAGCACUGUGAGUCAAGCCGUCAAGGUAUACUAGGCUAUAGACUUUGCAGCCAUACAAUAGUGAAAUAAAUCAUAGCACGUUACUCGAUAUUUUUGCUCUACGAGGAAAAUCUACGAAUUAUAAAUAUAUUUUUUUAAUAAGUAACCAUUACAACGAAAAUCUUUCAAAAAAUUGGUCAAAAACGUGUAUCCAAUCCAAAAACAUAUUUAUUUUAAAAUCGAAUUCGAUACCCAAUACCCAUAGAUAAACCGUAAAUUAUAAUUUGAUGUGUAUACCUAUGUUACGGCUAAAGUCCGAAACAUGGUUAAAGUGCACAUAAUCCACAAUAGUUGGAUAAAGUAAACACUUAACAUUUAGAAUCAUAGUUUCGUACAUUAACCGGCUAUUUUGUACAUUAUCCAUUGAUUGAUGGAUGAAGUAACUGGGUAGAAAAAAUGUAGAAAAAAAUAUAUUAUUAUUAUAAUAAUAUAAUUGUAAGAUAUGAAAUUACUUAUGGUGCUAUUUUUACGAUGUGAAAACCAUUCAAAGUUACAAUAAAGUUACAAUAAAAUGGAACUAUAUAGAUUAUAGUAGUACUACUACUAGAUAGUAGGUACUACCAUUUAUCUUGCGAUCAUUCAAUUUUAUCGUAAUCGCUUGACGUUACCUAUAUGAGUACCUACCUAUAACAUCAGUUUAAAUUUAGUUGUGUUCGGAGUAAAAUGUGGAUGAAAUAAGUUCAAAAGACGAUUUUUACGUGUUCUUUAAUAAAUUAACUGCGGAAAAAACAGAAUUCGAUUUUUUAAUCACAAAAAAAAUAUUCUGAAAUAAUAUUAGAAAUUAAAACGCUAAAUCAAACAAAAAAAAAAAACAAGCACAGAUUACCGACGUUUAAAAAGAUAUGAUGUAAUAACUAUUGACGGAGAAGACAAAUUUAUUUAUCCUAUAGACGGUGGUGAUUCAACAAUCUAUUAUAGUACAUUCAAAACGAAAGUAUGUACGAUAUUCUUCAUGAAAUCCAUUGUAAUAUAGGGCACGGGGGGAAAAACAGAAUGAUUGCCGAGACAAAGAAAAAAUAUAAAAAUAUCACACAAGAAAUUAUAUUAAUGUAUUUAAAGUAUUGUGAACCUUGCCAAAUGAAGCAAAAAUGUAAAAAAAAUGGUCUGGUUACUAAACCAAUGAUAUUCUCUGAAAUGAAUAGUAGGGCUCAAGUUGACCUCAUUGACGUGCAGACCAGCAGACAUGCAGUCACGAGCAGACGGGGAAUAUCGUUUUAUCGUGGUCUACCAAGACCAUGUUACAUAGUUUGAUCAAAUAAGAGCAUUAAAAACAAAACGAGCUGAAGAGGUUGCGAAACAUAAUAUUAUAGACAUAUUUUGUAUUUUUGGUGCUCCAAUGAUACUGCAAUCUGACAAUGGAAGAGAAUUCGUAAAUCAAAUAAUUAAUGAUUUAAAAUGUAUGUGGAAUAGUUUGAAAAAAGUUCAAACAAAUAAUUCAAAACCUUAGUCCGAGGGUUUGAGGUUUGUACAAUUAAUGAAGAAUAGAGCAUUUCACGGUGGGAUAAAAAGGUCGCCAUAUCAAGCGAUGUUUGGUAGUGAUAUCAAAAUUGGAUUAUCGACGUAUAUUCUUCCACCAGAAACUAUCAACAAUAUAUCUUCAGAAGAAGAUUUAGAAAAUGUAUUGCAAAAUAUUGGAGGAAAAAGUGAAGAAAGCAGUUCUGCAGACGCUAAUCAGGACGAAGAAAUACAUAAAAUAUGCGAGUCUUGUGGGAAUAAUAUUCAAGCAAUAUUAAACAAAGAUGACAAUCAACACCAUAUUUGUAAUUUAUGUGCAAAAGAGAGUAUGGUUAAGUCUCAAAGAGACCUUAGUAUAAAAGCAUUACAACAUCAGGCUGAAAAUGUUAAGUUUAGCCAUAACACGAUGGCUAAAGUUACUUUAGCCGGGUAA